This is a messenger RNA of Gopherus evgoodei (Goodes thornscrub tortoise), 3949 nucleotides long. RefSeq names its product ankyrin repeat domain 13A (gene ANKRD13A). Gene Ontology annotation, cellular component: cytoplasm. NCBI's taxonomy places the organism in Eukaryota, Metazoa, Chordata, Testudines, Testudinidae. The transcript has 15 exons. Gene Ontology annotation, molecular function: protein binding. Bases 298 to 2076 code for a protein of 592 amino acids. The record is from RefSeq and is a predicted model, not a curated record.
GCAGAGGUUGAGGAGGCUGGGAGCCUCUUGGGGGACAGAGGGGGCUGGUGGCUGGUGGCUGGAGCCUGUUGGGAAGGGGCAAAGGUUGAGGGACUGGCAUGUGGGCUGUUUGAGGGGGGUUGAUGUGGGGAGGGUAUUUGUAAGGCACCAGAAGAGGGUGGGAGUCAGUGGGGAGAGAGUCUUGUGGGGCUAGGGCUGAGGGGCUUGGUAAGGGCCCUGUGAGAAACAAAGAGGGGGAGAUCAGAGUGGGCAGGCACCCCCCCCCCGGGAGGGUUGAGCCCUCUAUUACCUGACAAGAUGAGCUCUCCGUGCGAGGCUCGUGGCACGUUUCCUCUGCAUGUCUUAGUCUGGAAUAAUGACUACAAACAGCUGGAUAAAGAGCUGGAAGGCAAGGAUGUCGAUCAGCGUGACCCACGGGGUCGGACCUUGCUGCACCUCGCUGUUUCCUUGGGAUAUAUAGAGUCUGCCGAAGUCCUUCUUCGACACAAGGCAGAUGUUACCAAAGAGAAUGCACAGGGAUGGACAGUUUUACAUGAGGCUGUAAGCACAGGAGACCCAGAGAUGGCAUACCUGAUACUGCAGCAUCGCGACUACCACCAAACGUCUGCAACACUUGGAGGGGUUCCUGAAUUACUCCAAAAAAUUAAUGAGACUUCUGAUUUUUAUGUGGAAAUGAAAUGGGAAUUCACUAGCUGGGUUCCACUUGUUUCCAGAGUGUGUCCAAAUGAUACCUGUCGCAUCUGGAAAAGCGGAGCUAAGUUACGCGUUGAUAUCACAUUAUUGGGCUUUGAAAAUAUGAGCUGGGAACGAGGGAAACGUAGCUUAAUUUUCAAGGGAGAAGAUACAGGAGGCUGGGCAGAACUAAUUGAGAUAAACCAUGACGACAAAGUUGUCACAACAGAGCGUUUUGAAAUCUCUCAACAAAUGAAGCGUCUGACUUUGGGCUCUGUGAUGCCAGAAAGAAAGGAGGUGGAAAGACGCCUUACGUCUCCAAUUAUUAAUACAUGCCUUGAUACUAAAAAUAUUGCGUUUGAAAGAAAUACAUCUGGAUUUUGGGUAUGGAGGACAGAGAAAGCAGAAGGUGUUAAUGGUUAUGAAGCAAAGGUCUAUACAGCAAACAAUGUGAAUGUAGUCACAAAAAUCCGAACAGAACACUUGACAGAAGAAGAGAAAAAAAGAUAUAAAGCUGACAGAAAUCCACUGGAAUCUUUUCUUGGUACUGUAGAGCAUGAGUAUGGUGUGCAGGACCUCAAAACAGAGUAUGCCACAAUGAAUAACCCUACAGCCAUUACUCUGGAGGAAUAUUUUGACCCGAAGUUCGAUCUGAAAGAUAGGGACAUAGGAAGACCCAAAGAAGUCACUAUUAGAACGCAGAAGUUUAAAGCAACCUUGUGGAUGUGUGAAGAAUUCCCCCUCUCUCUCAUGGAGCAGAUCACUCCAAUCAUUGAUCUGAUGGCCAGAGCUAGUGCUCAUUUUGCUAGACUUAAAGACUUCAUCACUUUGGAAUUUCCACCUGGAUUUCCGGUCAAAAUUGAAAUUCCCUUGUUUCAUGUGCUUAAUGCUCGGAUUACAUUUGAAAAUGUUAAUGGCUGCAGGACAGCUGAGGAAACUUCUUCACAAACUGCUGAAGGUGCAGAGUGUGAGUUGGCUUCUACAGCCUCUAGCUUUGAGGUCAACCAGUCUGUGUUUGAAAUCCCCAAAUCUUAUCACACUCAACAUGAUGGUAGGAACGUGCGUGUGCAAGAUGAAGAUAAUGAAAUAAUGCAGUUUGCUAUUCAGCAGAGUUUGUUGGAGUCCAGUGGGAACAAAGAAGCCUUAGGAAUGCAUUCCAAUGGAGCAGUUGCCUAUGCACAGGACUUUAAUAUACAGUAUCAAAGGGCACUUCAGGAGAGCUAUAUUAUGAGUUCAAGUACUCCCCAUGUUAGCACUCCAAAUGAGUCUUCCAGUUUUGAUAAAGACUUACAGCUUGCCAUGGAGUUGUCUGUCAGAGAGCAGCAGGAGCAGGAGAAACGGCGUCGUGAAGAGGAGGAGGAAGAAUUUCAACAAGCUUUGCAGCGCUCUCUCACAGAAAAAUAGACUCCUCCUUCAAACCUCUAAAAGAGGGGUGCCUCAAUGUAUGUGACACUGAGGGCUGCAGUAGCUAGGAGCCUGAGGACCACUCUUGGGUUGCAUAAGUAGAGGAUGUCCUAGCCACCUUUUAAUUGUCACCUUUAACAUAGAGAUGUGGCCCAGAGAUGCUACAGCUCUGGGCAUGCAGUUCUCUAGCUUGACCCAAGUGCCCUGGCGUGUUGUGUGCGGACACCUGUAGUUUCUAUGGGCUGCCACCUCCAUGAUUAAAGGUGAGGACAGUGGUAGAAUUCCAGGAGCUAUAUUUGGCUCCCAGGCCAUAUCCUGUUCAAAAAUUUCAUAAAGGGAAGAGAGAGAGAAAUAUAUAAAGAACUGGAAACCUUGCCUGGGCUAUAUACCUAGGAGCACAGCGAUAUUUGAGAACCUGAUACAUAGAGAGUUCAGAAGAGAAACUUCCUUAUUACCUACCAAAGGCAUAUUAAUCUGUUCAGUCUUUCCUAGUAAUUGAAUGCCAGUCCCUGUUUCUUUUCUAAAUAGAGAGGAGAAUGUGUGAAGUAGUCUUUCACUCCAGCGAGUGGCUUCCAUUAGAUUUGGGUGCACAUGACUAGGGAUAUUUUGUCUUUUCAGUUCCUGAGCAUUUAAAAUGCAGCCGUGCUUAUCAAUAAAGUUGAUUUUUAAACUUGAGUUAAUUCAGGCUAAAGGUGCACUCAAGAUUAAACUAAUGCUUUCUGGCCAAGGGCAAAAAAGAUAGCUAAUAGAAGGUUUUUUUCCCCUUAAAAAGGGACUACCUGUUCAUUCAAAUAUAGGUUUCUCUAGUGAUUCAAGACCAGCUUAGUUCACACAAUCAAAGAGGGCAGCAAGAAAAUACAUAGAAAUAGGUGCUUUUUUAAAAAAUCAAUUUACUUUUUUUGUGAAAGAAAUUUACACUUAUUUGGAGGUAGGGUGCUGAAUACAUGCAGAGAAAUUAGGUGAAAUUUUCAUGUAUGCCUAUAAGUAAGUUCUGCCAUCUCAAAGGGAAAUAUAAAUAUUGCUUUUUAAAAGUCAAAUGUAAAUCCUUCAUAUGAAUACAUAUUUUUUAUCUAAAUCUUUUUAUUGAUUUUUAAGAGAAACCAAGUCAAUACAAUUACACUCUUAGGGAAUAGUAUCAUUAGCAAUACAGGAGUGUAUUUUUACCAAGUUUUCUCAGGUCUUUAUUCAUACUAUAUAUUUUUAGUUCUUUUGUCUGCACUUCUGUAAAUGUACACAGCAUACAUGCUGUGAUUGUCAAAUGCACUCCUCCAGUACAGACUGUACAACCAUAGGAAAGCCUUACUGCAGUGAAACAUCUUACUGAGCAAUAUUUCCUACUUAUAGCUGGCAGAAGUGCAAAGAAACCUAUGGUACAUGUGGUCUUAUCCUGCAUUUGUUACUCAGGCAAAACACAGGGCUGCCUCUGGCCCUAUGUGAAAUACUAUUAACCAGUCUAACUUGCAAUAAAAUGAACAUGAUCAUAAUCAGUAAAAAGUAAUUUAGAACUCAGUUUUAUACCGUAUAAUCAUCUAUUGUUUACGUAGCAAUCAGAUUAAAAUUCCUUGUAUGCUCACUUGUGCCAGUAUAAUCUGUGUCAUGUUUGUUUCAGACUAUGCAGCUUGCAUUUCAUAAAACUUUGACUUCAUCCCUAAAUAGUUUAUUUGGGGUUAGCAGUAACACUAUCACUUGCUUACCCAUAAGCAGCUAUACAUUGGAAUUAUUGCUCCUCUCUUUGAAAAGAGAAUUGCUGUAACUGUCACACCUACCUGAGGGACUUAAAGCCUUUCGUUAGUGUUUUGACAAGUUGUGAAAUAACAGAUAAAAGAAUUCAGUUUUUUUUCCUCGUGGAAAUAAAAAGCAUUGCUCCCUUUAA